AUGAGGCACGCUUCUCGCCUUUUGGCACGCUACCUUGAGCCGGGUGUGCCCACCGGCCUGACUGGCCUGUGGACGCAUGCCACCCCAAGGUCAGCACUGCUCUCUAUCUACAAGACUACUCUCGCAAAAUUGCAAAGAUUUCCGGAAUCUUCACUUUAUCGCCAAUCCAUUGAGUCCCUCACGAAGCACAGACUUGCCCUAGUCGAAAACACGGUUCCCGCUGGUUACGAAGAAUGGGUUACCAGGACGCAAAAACUGAUUACAGAGAACCCCCAACACUUCCGCCUCGUCGAAAAUACUACGGGUGGCCUCGGCCCACGAACGUUUCACCUUGGCGGACAGACCUUCGUCAUUCCUCAAAGACGUGUGCAGAAUGACAUCAGGGAAGAGGAAUGGAAUGGGGAGGUAGACGACGGCCCGUUGCUCGAAGGUCAACGAGCAGCGGAGGAGAAACCAGGUCUGGUCUCUGGAGAAACAGACGGCGACUUGCCCGGCCAUGUUGAGGCCCAUUUAAGUAGCGAACCACAGCUGACUGUGUCUCAAAUCGCCGAGCUUGAGGAUGCGAUUGGUGCUGGCCUUCUCGAGGAGGUUAUCCAAGUAGCAGAGGGCGAGCUGAAGCUCUUGGAUAUUAUGCAGGAGGCCGAGGUCUGGGAGUCUCUGGAAGAAAAGCCCGCCGAGGGCCAAUGGACCUAUUUUGAUAGGAAGCACUAG
Scedosporium apiospermum is the source of this 711-nucleotide messenger RNA. RefSeq names its product NADH-ubiquinone oxidoreductase 29.9 kDa subunit, mitochondrial. Bases 1 to 711 code for a protein of 236 amino acids. NCBI's taxonomy places the organism in Eukaryota, Fungi, Ascomycota, Sordariomycetes, Microascales, Microascaceae. The record is from RefSeq and is a predicted model, not a curated record. Gene Ontology annotation, biological process: respiratory electron transport chain. The transcript is spliced from 3 exons.